This is a messenger RNA of Melanaphis sacchari, 1282 nucleotides long. RefSeq lists its product as uncharacterized. The coding region runs from base 553 to 1239 and encodes 228 amino acids. The record is from RefSeq and is a predicted model, not a curated record. The transcript has 2 exons. Lineage: Eukaryota; Metazoa; Arthropoda; Insecta; Hemiptera; Aphididae.
CGCACUCAGUGUCCAACCGCGCCGCAACGCACCGUCGCACGCACACGCAAGCGCGCCUAACGAACUAUUACUUUAUAAUAUUAUUAUUAUUAUUAUUAUUAUCACUGAUAUUAUUGGUGUACACUCGUGCGGACGCGGAACGUAUAACGCGAACAGGAACACAUUGUGUCGUUACCGUCGACGCGUUUCGCGCAGAGAUUUCCGCGAUCGCUUCGGCACGUCUCCACUGCAGCAGAUUCGAUGAGACGAGACGUAACCGCUACUACACUCGUCGGCGUGGUUCCCGAAAUGUACCGGUCGCGUUGUUAAAACGGCUUACUGCGCGAGAUCGCAUUUAAAUCGUUCGAAGUGACCGAGCCCGUUGCGCAGGCUCUAUCGUCCGCACACAAUAGCACCUGCAAUACAUACGAUCGGACUCGUACGAGAUCGUGACCGUAAUUGUAGGUACUGUGAAGACAAUCGUCGUCUCCGUCGAGGUUUAGUGCUGCGGUCAAUUUUUUUCGCGCGGCUAACGGUGGUCUGAACGGAAAUCGUCGUCGCGUAGUCGUCAACAUGGUCGACGAGACCAAGUGCAGUUCGGUCGAGGACGGUACGACCACGGACGAGGAUCGGGACGUCCGCGUCGAUUCCGGCGGAUCGGACGAGGAGCUGUGCAUGGACGAAGAGGACGAGGACGACGUGUCGUCACCCACCUCGGCGGCGCCCGGCGCCCUGACUUUCGGCAUAUCCCGUCUGUUGGCCGGGGGCGGCGGCGGCGGCGGCGGUGAACGCGGCGCCGACGAACUGGCGUCCAAGCGCUCGGCGUCCUGCGCCGGCAUGGCCGCGGCCGCCGUGUCCGGUCCAGCGGAGGCGCUCGCUUCGCUGUACGCGGCCGGACAUCACCACGCGGCCGUGUUCGGUCUUCACCACCACCUGCACCAACAACAGCACAUGGCCGCUGCCGCGGCCGCUGCUCACCAAGCAGCAGCUGCGGCCGCGGCUGCGGCCAACAAACCGGCCGACGACAAGACAUACCUACAGUACUCGGGGGCAGCGGGCGUAAUCAAGGUUCCAGCACACCGGCCGCACCCGUCAAACGGAAGCGGGGGCGGCGGCGCGCCUGGUCCGAUGCAGUCCCCGUGGGCCGCGGCCGCAGCCAUCGACCCUGUGUCGUUCAUGCAGCGCAACGCUUUCCUGUUCGCCGCUGAUAAGAACCGACUGGCAGCGGGACGUUCAAUAACGUUGUGGAUAAUAUCGUAAAAAUAUUCAUCAGAUAAGUUAGUUGUUUACUGCAGAUAUAAUA